UGUCAACCGAGUCAACGAUACUGCUGCAGCUGCGAGAGAGGAAACCUACCUGUCCAGUCGUAAACAUCAGUAUUUCAGAGCGGGCAGCAGUACAGAUCGGAGGGCCUAACAAUGAUCGAAUGAGACCUUGAUCUCUUCUCUGUUGCCAGUGCAGCUUAACGCAGGCAAGAAAGGGGCAGCUAGCCGGAGUUUUCCGGGCGGCUUCAGCGGGGAGCGCUGCUGUUCUGCCGCCGCCGCCGCCGCCGCCGCCGCUACUACUACAAUGUUCGUACAAGAGGAGAAGAUCUUCGCGGGCAAAGUCCUGAAGGUCCAUAUCUGCACCAUGGAAGGCACAGAGUGGAUGGAGGAAGUCACGGAAGACACCACUAUAGAGAAACUCAAGGAGAAAUGCCUGAAGCAUUAUGUCCAUGGAAGUCUAGAAGAUCCGAAAACUCUUACACAUCACAAACUCAUCCAUGCAGCCACUGAGAGAAUUCUCACCGAAUCCAAAACAGUUGCCGAGGAAAAUCUUAAAAAUAAAGAUUGUUUGUUAUUGAUAAAGAAAAGGCCACCAAAAACGGCUGAUGUAUCUGCUGAAGAGAAGAAGAAGCAAGAGAACAAAGCUCCAGAUAAGGAUGCCAUCCUCAAAGCCACAGCAAAUCUGUCCACUCGGCACACCGACCAUAUGGUAACUCAGCACAACAUUAGAGAUUUUCAGACAGAACUGAGGAAGAUUCUGGUCUCACUAAUUGAGGUGGCUCAGAAGUUGCUAGCUUUUAAUCCAGAUGCUGUUGAGCUCUUCAAAAAGGCCAAUGCCAUGCUGGAUGAGGAUGAGGAGGACUGGGUGGAUGAAAUGGCUCUGCAACAGCUGACUGAGAUGGGUUUCUCUGACCGUCGUGCUGUGAAGGCUCUGCGCUUAAACCACAUGUCUGUUACCCAGGCUAUGGAAUGGUUGAUUGAGCAUGUAGAUGACCCCAUGGUUGACACACCUCUGCCUGGACAGGACACCCCAGGGGUGGCGGCUGCAUCUGCAUCUGCAGCCCCGGCCACAUCCCCAUCCCCAGGUCCCUCCGCCACAGCUUCAGGACUUCAUGCACGUCUUUCCAGCCAGUCCAGCACAGAGGAGGCCAAACAGGAUGAGCUGACAGAAAUCUUCAAAAGGAUCAGAAGGAAACGAGAGUUCAGGCCUGAUUCACGGGCAGUUAUUGCGCUGAUGGAGAUGGGCUUUGAUAAGAAGGAGGUGAUUGAUGCACUCCGUGUCAAUAAUAAUCAACAGGAUGCUGCUUGUGAAUGGCUGCUAGGUGACAGAAAGCCCACCCCUGAGGAUCUGGACAAAGGCAUUGAUAACAACAGUCCCCUGUUUCAGGCCAUCCUGGAAAACCCUGUGGUACAGCUUGGUCUCACGAAUCCCAAGACUCUCUUAGCGUUUGAGGACAUGCUGGAGAACCCGUUAAACAGCACGCAGUGGAUGAAUGACCCUGAGACGGGUCCUGUCAUGCUCCAGAUAUCCCGGAUCUUCCAGACACUCAACCGCACAUAAAGCACACCUCAUCACUGGAGUGGCACAAACCAUAGCAUAGGGAAAGAAGUCAAUCAUUUAUAAGAGAAGUGUGUGUGUUUGUGAGUGUGCUGUAUGACUAUGUUUUAAGUGGAAAAGUCACAGAAGAUGAUUGUAAAAAAAAAAAAUACGAUGAUGACAUUUUCACAUCAUAUUACACAGAGGAAAUGAUCUAUUUAUAACUCUACACAAUAGUAAAAAAUACCAUGUAAGCAGUAACUUAAUGCAAUAUUUCUAACUUCAUUAUUUCGUUUUUUGUUUUAAAAAGAUCUGCUUUUAAUUAUAUUAAACAUACUUCAUUUUAUAUCAUUUCUAAAAAAAGAAGAGAAAAUCAAAAACACUUUUCUAUGUUUCUUGUGCACAAGAAGGUCAAGUCACAACCAAAUUAUUUUAAACUUCAAAUGGUACCUUUUGUUAUAGUUGAAUAUUUCUAUUGGGAGAUAAAUCAUGUGUAUUCAGUAUUCAGUGUAUUUUUAUUAUCGGUUCAGAGACUAAACACGUAAUGUAUAGGACUAUUAGUUCCUUCCAAAAAAACAAAAACAUGAACGUACAUUGGGGGGAAAAGGAAGCACCAGCAAAUUUUGGCAACUCCUCACUUGAAGACCAUCAGAGAUUUGUGGAUUCAUUAACACUACAGGCAUUUCAACCAAUUUGCAGCCCCUUAUGGACAUGUAAUAAAUAUUGAAUCAUCACCUGAUCCCUUUGUUCCUCUUGCAUUCUUUAUUCUGCUGAUCUAUAAAUGGUUGAAUCUGUCUAAAUGGACUUUCAGUUUAGACUUCAUGAUCUGUACAGAAAGAACAAAGAAGGUAUAUGUGUGUACUGGACAAUUUGCUCUGUAGCUCCUGCAUCAGGGGUUUUCAAGUGAUGUAUUUAUUUCCUUUUUAUAUUCACUAUUGUGAUGCCUCUCUCACAUCGCUGCAUAUGUUUAAUGUGAAUCUUACUUUACAUGAUUACAGGUGGCUGGACCGAUCUUUUGUUUGUGAAAUUGAAAUCAAUUUGCAUUGUUUGCAGUGGAGAUGUUUUUAUGUGUGGAAAUCUUUCAUUUAUGUGAUCUCUUUGAAAUACUUUCUUCUUGGAUUUCGAAAUAAGAAAUAAGUAAUCUAACAAUUCAGUCAGAUUCAAGAUUAAAAACAUUAUUUCCAUGUUUCUGUUAUGCAUUAUUUAUUUUUUUUGCAUUUUGAUUUGUAUCUGAAGAAUAUAUUAUGGAAAUGCUGUCUACAAAACACCAGUUUUACAAUUAACAGAUUACGUUCACUUCGCUAUCAGAAUGGCUUUCAAUGUUUACUUAAAGGAUGAUGUUUAACACAUUGAGCAUUUGAAAUCAGACCUUCUCCUUUGUCUUGAAAACAAGUUAAAAAUGUGAACAUUUUUGAUCUUAUUUUUAAGGUUAAGAGAUGUUGAUUGACUAGUCAAUACAGAUUUCUAUGCAAUCCAAUCUUUUUUUCUGUUGGAUUAAGGGAAAGCUCUGAGCAGUAGAAGGUUCUUUGAUUACAGUAUUUAAAAAUGUUGCUUUUAAAAUGUAUGUUCAUUCAUUUACAUACAUAAUGCGUAGGUGAUUGAACAGUAUCAUUUUGCAACCUGAACUUUCAGUGUUGAUGUCAGUGUACUAAAAGACCUUUAAAUAAUCCUUUUGUUUUUGCUUUUCUUUUUACCCUCUUUUAAAGUAAAGAUCUUGAAAGUCUGGUGCAGUUACCAUUUAACUUGUGUCCUUGCUAAGUGUAAAAGCUCAAUUUCAGAGGCCCCCACUCUCGAGAGUUGACCUGUAACUUCCCAUUCCAAAUGUU
Messenger RNA from Xyrauchen texanus (razorback sucker), 3321 nucleotides. RefSeq names its product ubiquitin-associated domain-containing protein 1-like. The coding region runs from base 263 to 1519 and encodes 418 amino acids. Gene Ontology annotation, molecular function: protein binding. The transcript has 10 exons. Lineage: Eukaryota; Metazoa; Chordata; Actinopteri; Cypriniformes; Catostomidae. The record is from RefSeq and is a predicted model, not a curated record.